This is a messenger RNA of Amoebophrya sp. A120, 3703 nucleotides long. The record is from the annotation of a GenBank genome assembly. Lineage: Eukaryota; Dinophyceae; Syndiniales; Amoebophryaceae.
CCGGCGGGGGCUCUUUUACUACAACUGGAGCUGCGAAGCUGCAACAGGAAGAAGGAGCAGGCAACAGCGCCCACGGAAACGAGAAAGAUCGACCGAAAUCUCCCUCCAUCCCGCGCCCGGCUGCGGCCCGGCGUGCGCGGUCUGGGGAGCGUCAACGCCAGCGGCGCAGCCGCAGCCGCGGCGGAGGACAACAUCAGCCGAUCGAUCGGGAUCGCGAUCGCCAGCGCGAGCGCGAACGCCGCAGCAGGGAUAGAAGAGACGGUCGCGGCGAGGACGUAGUGCAGAGGCCGCGCCUUGCAGAAAGGGAACGGGAGCGAGAGCGAGACCGGGCUGUGGGUGGAACUACAUCUUCGAGGGGAGAUCACGUACGCGGCGGUGACUCGUCCAAGGUUGAGGAUAUCCGAGACCGCGAGCGGCAGCGGGACCGAGAGCGCGAUAACACCCGAAAUGCGACCACUGUAGAUGCUGAUCGGCCGCGCGGGUCGCGACGGGAGCGGUCUGGCCGUCGCGAUGAUGGCCGACGCGACGAUGGCCGACGCGACGAAGGGACCACGAGGGCCGCCAGGGAAGAUCCUAAAGGUGGAGCAACCACGACGAAAAGGGAUACUAGGGACCACCGAACUAGAACACACACGACCACGCGAGACAGCAAAAAGAACCCGAAAACUACAGAAGAGAGCAUGAUCAGACUGUACGAAUUUGACACCAGCAGCAGCGAGGCGGAGGAAAUUGCGAACCAGGCGAAGCAAAAACGCCGGGCAGCUGCGGGAGAGGCUUAUGUCAACAAAGGCCCGACGAGAGCGAGAGGCGGCAACCACGCGCCGUCUCCUGCGAAGAUGAAGAAGAAGGAAGAUAAGGACAAUACUACUACCGCCUCCCACAAACAAGUCGUCGAGCAGGAGAAGUUCGCGUUUGUGAUGCGGCCGAAGGAGCAGUUCGCGGGCCAAGUGGACGUCGAAGACGCGUAUCUGGAGCAAACUAUCGACUUGGAGAAGCUGCAGCAAGAAUUCAAAAAAGCUGAAGAACAGCAGACGAAGAAAACCAAAACGAAGUCGAGUAACAAAAAUCUUCCUGCCGAAGCCAACGAAGAUGAUCUUCAGUUACUCGGAUCUCUCUACGACCAAGUGCACCUGGGAGACGUGCGGAACUUCGUCGCCUACGGUUUUCGGAACCAACUACUCAACGGCCUCUGGGUGCGACAGGUCCGGAAAACGCGACCUCUGGCCAGCAGUGGUGAUAGCAGUCCGCACGGAGGAGCCUCCUCUUCGACGAGAGAUGUGAAGACCACGGGAAUGAAUAAGACUACUCUCCUCAGUGGUGCUAGCCCGACGAAUAAUUCCCCGAGAGUAGAGCAACAGACAGCAGUAACGACGGGGGUGAAAAAUGAAAAAGAAAAUGAAAAUGGAAAAAUAUCGAAUCCGGCCGCAACUUCUACAACCGCAACGGCAACGACGACUGCAAUCGACGAGGAGCAUUUCCUGGACGCGAGGAAGACUUACUACGUGAAGGUGUUUGUGAAAGACAACAAGGUGGUGGACUACUUCGAGCAAAAGUUGAAGUACAGUAGCGGAAAUGGUGGCGGACCUUCUGGCGGGGGAAUCGGGAACAGUGCGGCUGGUGCCGGAGUUGGAAGGACCACUGCGGGUGAGUAUGACCCACAGCAAAUUUAUUUUUCCCGUACACGUACAAAUUAGAAUUAGGCGGCCUCUGCACGACAUCAAGGCAUCAAAAGCUUUCCUUCAAGAAUCCACCUACUCAGCAUUACAUACAAGCGGCGUGCUGUGAAUAGUUCUUGGCGAAAGUAUUUGUCAUGCGUUUCGUACGUCGUGCACGGGAAAUUUGUAUUGCAUAGUUGGGAUCUUCAUCACCUGAUAAAAGACGAGCGCGACUUCCACCAGUCUUCAUUGAUGAACAACCUUACCGCCCAAGACAUCAACGUGGGUGGCGCCGCAACGAUUGCGAAAAUCCAACUGAUUGCGGUCUACGAUGAGGACUUUUGUAUGCGGAUUUACGCGUGUCGGAAGAUGUACGGCAAGCCGAAGAAGGAAAACGAGGACUACGUCAAACUCUUGGACUGGUUUCACACCAAAUUCGCCAACAAAAGUCGCAAGUCCGUGGAUCAUAACGCGGGUUCCGCGGCGGGCGCCGCUGACAUGGACAUCGACGACGCAGCGGGGACCGCUACAUCAACCAAGAAGAAGCGCAACAGCGAAGCCGAAGAUGAAGAGAAACGACGGACGAGUCUGAACAGCUUAGCUUCCGACGAGGAGGGGGACUAUUUGCACCGAGGCGGGAAGUUUGAGUUUUUGUUCGAAGAAAAGCAACUGGUCGCGUUUUUGCCGAACAAAAAGUCGCCGCUUUUCGCGAAGAAAAUGACCACCAUGCUAGAACUGUUUCAGAAGGAGAAGGAGCUGCUGCUGAAAGAGCUGAAAAUGGUGCAACGAAGGAACGACACAACUCCAGCUGUACAAGGACCACGCGUCGAGGACGACGACACCGCUGCCCUCGUCAAGCGGCUGGAAAACCAGCAAAAGUUGAAUUUUCUGCGCCAGUUCUGUUUCCACGAGCACUGUGCGGACGGGACGGCGAAUUUGGAUGCCGCGUACUGCUUUCUCGCCAACAAGGGCGAGUUUCGGGAGAAUGACUUUUUUGAAAAUUCGAAACUGUUGCUGUCCUGGUUGUCGCGCGAAGAGAACGGGAAGAAGUCGUGCGCGUUGUUUUGCGACCGGUAUUUGGCAAACCCGCUCGCGAGUCUGCUGGAUGUUUCGUAUAUUAACGACGAGGAGGAGGGGGAAGAAGAAGACGAGGAACACGACCAGCAGACGUCGAAUAAAGGGGGCAAAAAUAAAUCUUCCCCCAGGAAGGGACGGGAGAGCAGAGGUGAUCCUGCGAAGGACGACCCGCGGCCCCGGGGCGAUAGUCGCGGUGGCGGCAAGAGCGCCAGAAACCGGGACAGUCGGGCGGGUGCUUCUAGAGACGUAGAUGCGGCGGGGGCUCGUGGAGGUGAUAGCAAAAACGAGAACAAGCUGGGCACCGCCGGCUUCCUCCUCGCGGAUCAGAAGAAUAAAGCGAAGAAGUUUAUGGAAAUUCUACCGGUGUCCGAGUACGAUGCUGCGUACGUGAAGGAGAUGGAUAGUUUGUGCAAGCAGAAAACCGACAAAACCUGGGAGCUGCGGGAGGUCUUCGCGCGGCAGCAAGACGAAACGGAAAGCGACAUUCCAGAAGAGGAUGAGAUCACGGACGAGGAUUUGCGUAGGAGUUCAAAGUUGGCGGAUGAUAAUCACGCACCAGCAGCAGCACCGCUCGCAGCACGGGGUGCUGUGCAGGGUUUAGUCACGCCCACAGCCGCGAUGAACAAGGUGUGAAGUUAGAUCAGUGUUACUGUAGCAGCCGAAGCUGAAGGUCAAGUUCUAGUCGUGUUCUUUGGGAGCUAGAGCUUUCUAACCUCUAUAGCCUUCUCGGCGAGGUAGAUUUUCUCGAAAGUAUAGGGUGAAUGGAAAAAAAAAAGCAAAAUUCUCUGGAACUGCACUGUAUUUUUCGAGUUUUGGCACAACAAGCUUUUGUUUUUGAUCAUCAAGGCGGGGAGAGGAGCGUGUUUAGGUCCAUAAUUCUCGCACCCAUCUUUAGCGACUUCAUGCUUCGAAAGAAGUUUCCGCGGAUGAAAGAGAGAAGAUUACGACAGUCAGAAGUUGUUGUAGGUCCG